AUUCCCUCCUUGGCAGAUGCACGUCUGUGAGGAUUAAGCUGAGGAUUAGACAGCCUGACGGCACAGCCAAGACUCUCCUCAUCUCACACCAACAGCUCCUGCGCCACGACUCCAGCCAGACAAGAAUGGGAAGAAAACAAACAACAAAAUGCCAAGUGUCAAACCCAAGAAAAAGAAAAUCAAGAAGGACAUCAAUGAAGUUGAGGAACCACAAGCGGGGCCCGAGCCAGCUAUAGAAAUGGAGGAUCUGGAGAGCCGGAGAGAGACCCUGACCCCUGAGCCUCAGGACAAUCCACCACAGAAGAAGAAGAAGAAAAAGAAGGCACAUACUUUUGAUGAGAGUGAACAACAGGACCUUCCUAAUGGAGAUGUUCAAGAUCCACAUACAGAUGAUGAAGAAGUCACCAGAAAAAGCAAGAGAAAAAGGAAGGUUAAGAUGAUGGAAAACCAGUCUCAUAAUGAGCUCGGCGUGGAGGAGGACGACAUAAUCACCGAUGUGCACGCACCCAUAUCUCAGCGCUCUCUAUUCUCAGCCCCUCUGGGUCACAGUCAUCCGAUCGGAAAAGUGUUUGUGGAAAAGAACCGCCGCUUCCAGGCGACCGAUCGUUUGAAUUUAUCCCGUGACCAUAUGGAGGAGUACAUGGAAGUCAGGCCAAUGUGGAAUACACGAGAUGUCGCCAUGAGGGUCCACAGUGGCUUCAGGAUCAUUGGACUGUUCUCUCAUGGGUUUCUGGCAGGAUAUGCGGUGUGGAAUAUCAUUGUGGUGUAUGUGUUAGCUGGAGAGCAGAUGACCACUCUACAUAACCUUCUCCAGCAGUACCACAGUCUGGCUUACCCCGCACAGUCUCUGCUUUACCUCCUGCUGGCCAUCAGCACCGUGUCUGCCUUUGACAGGGUGAAUCUGGCCAAAGCCUCCAUGGCUCUUCGGGGUUUUCUCACUCUCGAUCCAGCGGCUCUUGCUUCCUUCUUAUACUUUGCCGCUCUCAUCCUGUCUCUGAGCCAGCAGAUGACCAGUGAUCGAAUACAUCUCUACCCCACAGCCAAUGAAACGCUUUGGCCCCCGGGUUCAGAACAUCAGAUUCUCCAGCCCUGGAUCGUGGUAAACCUGGUCGUAGCUCUUCUGGUGGGUCUGGCCUGGGUGUUCGUUGCUACACGACCGGACAUGGACUACACCGAGGAGUUUUUAAUGGCGAUGGAGGUGGAGGAGUAUCCGCGUCACGAUGAGAAAAAUGAGCUGGCAGCCUGAUACACCCAUGCAUGAUUUACAUAUAUUAACAUUGUUUUGUGUUAAAUGUCUUGAAGUAAACAUUUUGUAUGUUACGUUGUUGUUGUUGAGCUUGUUACAUACUGUAGAUAAUAAACUUUUUUGUUAAGUUUCCUGUUUGCCUUUUUUGUUGAUCUUCUAAGUGUGUAUUUUAGAAGUACGACUUUUUUUUGUCUAUGGAUCGACAAGAACUGAAUUUACAGUAUAGUCAUUGAGCAAUUAGAAAUGUUUUGUUUAAAUGCUUUUACCAGAAGUAUUGUAUUGCAUAUUGCAGGUAUUAAUUGCAGUAAGUUGCUUUGCAUAGAAGCUACUAAAAUUGUGUGCUAAAUUAAUAAAGGCAAAUAAAUAUAGCA
Messenger RNA from Puntigrus tetrazona (Sumatra barb), 1617 nucleotides. It is a transcript of the gene tmem237a, whose product is annotated as transmembrane protein 237a. The transcript has 11 exons. Bases 149 to 1246 code for a protein of 365 amino acids. Gene Ontology annotation, cellular component: ciliary transition zone. Lineage: Eukaryota; Metazoa; Chordata; Actinopteri; Cypriniformes; Cyprinidae. Gene Ontology annotation, biological process: cilium assembly. The record is from RefSeq and is a predicted model, not a curated record.